CAUGCUUCAUUGUCUCUCUCUCUUCUUACUUUCUUCUACCUUUGUCUCUCUCUCUCUCUCUCUCUCUCUCUAUCUCUCUCUUUUAGUCUUUCUUUUUGCUGUUAUUUUUGUACUGAAAGAAAGAAAGAAAAGGUAGAGAAAAAUGACCAACAUAAGCAUGGUGGAAUCAAAAUUGCCGCCAGGAUUUAGAUUCCAUCCAAAAGAUGAAGAACUUGUAUGUGAUUACUUGAUGAAGAAGAUUACUCAUUCUGAUUCUCUUCUUUUGAUAGAAGUUGACCUCAACAAGUGUGAACCUUGGGAUAUUCCUGAAACAGCAUGUGUGGGAGGAAAGGAAUGGUAUUUUUAUAGCCAGCGCGAUAGAAAGUAUGCAACUGGAGUAAGAACAAAUCGAGCAACAGCAUCUGGGUACUGGAAAGCCACGGGAAAGGACCGUCCUAUCCUUCGCAAGGACACCCUUGUUGGCAUGAGGAAGACCUUAGUCUUCUAUCAAGGCAGGGCUCCUAAAGGAAGAAAAACUGAUUGGGUCAUGCAUGAGUUUCGCGUUGAGGCUACUCUUGCUCCUCCCAAUAUUUCCCCUUAUAAGGAGGAUUGGGUUUUGUGCAGGGUGUUCUACAAAAACAGAGAACCAAUAGCCAAAGCUAGCUAUGAUGAGACAAGCUCUUCAUCUCUCCCACCAUUAAUGGAUUCUUACAUCACUUUUGACCAAACUCAGCCAAACUAUGAGCAAGUGCCCUGCUUCUCCAUUUUCUCGGAAAGCCAAAUUCUCCCACAAAUAACCCAAAUGGAGUCCACAAAGGGCAGUACAAGUUCAUUUGGACAAUUACCUAUGACUUGUUCCAACUUAGACACCUUCUCUUGUGACAAAAAGACAAUCAAAGCUGUUUUGAGUCAAAUUACAAAGAUUGAAGCCAAUUCUAACAUUAUUAAUGGAUCUCCAAGCUUAGGAGAAGGAAGCUUAGAGAGCUACUUAUCAGAAGUUGGAAUGUCCAACAUAUGGAAUCAUAAUUAUUAAUUGUUGUAUAUGUUCUAUGAUACCAUUUUACAGUUUGUCUUCUAGUUCAGGAAUUAAUCCCCAAAUUUAGGGGGAUCAACUUUUAGCCUAGUAAUUAAGAAAUAUAUCUAAUUUUGCAUCUUUCA
Messenger RNA from Jatropha curcas, 1137 nucleotides. It is a transcript of the gene NAC1, whose product is annotated as NAC domain containing protein 1. The record is from RefSeq and is a predicted model, not a curated record. Lineage: Eukaryota; Viridiplantae; Streptophyta; Magnoliopsida; Malpighiales; Euphorbiaceae. Gene Ontology annotation, biological process: regulation of DNA-templated transcription. Gene Ontology annotation, molecular function: DNA binding.